Sciurus carolinensis (gray squirrel) is the source of this 4328-nucleotide messenger RNA. It is a transcript of the gene Plekho1, whose product is annotated as pleckstrin homology domain containing O1. Bases 340 to 1569 code for a protein of 409 amino acids. Lineage: Eukaryota; Metazoa; Chordata; Mammalia; Rodentia; Sciuridae. The transcript is spliced from 6 exons. Gene Ontology annotation, cellular component: ruffle membrane; muscle cell projection membrane. The record is from RefSeq and is a predicted model, not a curated record. Gene Ontology annotation, biological process: regulation of myoblast fusion.
CGGGCCAGGGGAGCGGCCGCGCUGGGCCAGGCGGGUGGGCGGCGGGGGCGCGCUCGGGGGCCCCGGCCGCGUGGGCUCUGGGAUGGAGGGCGCCAAGGGGCGGGGAGCCGGCGUGCGUGUGUGUGCGAGUGCGAGUGCGAGGGAGGCCGGCCUUUAGUGUAACCGGAGCUACAAAGAGGGGGAGAGUCCGGGAGAGGGAGGGAGGGAGCGAGGGCGGAGCAGCGGCGGCGCCGGGACAUCUCCGCCACCCUCCCGCUGGGAAGGAGCCCCUCCAAGCGGCCUCGACCCCCUCGCGGGGCCGCCACUGGGCCCCACACCCCGCGCCCGCGCCCACCCGGAAUGAUGAAGAAGAACAAUUCCACCAAGAGGGGACUUCAGGAUGGAAAUCAUCAGUCUGCACCGCCAGAGAAGGUCGGCUGGGUUCGGAAAUUCUGCGGGAAAGGGAUUUUCAGGGAGAUUUGGAAAAACCGCUAUGUGGUGCUAAAAGGGGACCAGCUCUACAUCUCUGAGAAGGAGGUAAAAGAUGAGAAAAAUAUUCAAGAGGUGUUUGACCUGAGUGACUAUGAGAAGUGUGAAGAGCUCCGGAAAUCCAAGAGCAGGAGCAAGAAAAAUCAUAGCAAGUUUACUCUCGCCCACUCCAAACAGCCCGGCAACACAGCACCCAACCUGAUCUUCCUGGCAGUGAGUCCAGAAGAAAAGGAGUCGUGGAUCAAUGCCCUCAACUCUGCUAUCACCAGAGCCAAGAACCGCAUCUUGGAUGAGGUCACCGUCGAAGAGGAUAGCUAUCUCGCCCACCCCACUCGAGACAGAGCAAAAAUCCAACACUCCCGCCGCCCCCCAACUCGGGGACACCUCAUGGCUGUGGCUUCGACCUCUACCUCAGAUGGGAUGCUGACCUUGGACCUGAUCCAAGAGGAAGACCCUUCCCCUGAGGAGCCAACCUCUUGUGCCGAGAGCUUUCGGGUGGACCUGGACAAGUCUGUGGCCCAGCUCGCAGGCAGUCGGCGGAGAGCAGACUCUGACCGGAUCCAGUCCUCCUCAGACCGGGCAAGCAGCUUCCCUCGACCUUGGGAAAAGCCAGACAAGGGGGCCACCUACACCCCCCAGGCACCCAAGAAGUUGACCCCCACAGAGAAAGGUCGAUGUGCCUCCUUGGAGGAAAUCCUGUCUCAGCGGGACGCUGCCCCAACCCGUACCCUCCAACUGCGGGCUGAGGAAUCCCCAGCCCACAGCCCACCCCACCCGGGGCAGCUGUCCCGGAUCCAGGACCUGGUAGCAAGGAAACUCGAGAAGACACAGGAGCUGCUGGCAGAAGUUCAGGGACUGGGAGAUGGCAAACGAAAGGCCAAGGACCCCCCACGGUCUCCACCCGAUUCUGAGUCUGAGCAGCUGCUGCUGGAGACAGAGCGGCUGCUAGGAGAGGCGUCAUCGAACUGGAGCCAGGCAAAGAGAGUGCUGCAGGAAGUCAGGGAGCUGAGGGACCUGUACAGACAGAUGGACCUACAGACCCCCGACUCCCACCUCAAACAGACCACCCAGCACAGUCAGUACCGGAAAAGCCUGAUGUGAAGGACAGGAGCAAGGUCUGGAACUUGUGGGGGGCUUACAGAUUCUUAUCUCCAAGUGUUGCAGGAUAAAGUUUUUUAUUUACCUCAAAAAAAAAAAAAAAAAACCACACACAAUCAAACUCAUUGCUCUUGCUGAUGCCUGACCCCCUAAGCCUUUCUUUCCCUACUUAACUCCCCCUCAGACUUGAGAAGGAGCCGACCCCUAUAACAGUAAUAAGGAGCUUUCACCUGCACAGGGAAAGACAUAGUCUGCUCAUUUUACACAUACCUCCCACCUGCCAGGCAGUGGGAAAUUGUCAAGUACUUGCACAGCUUUCUAAGUUUAGAGGGAGCUGGGGAAGAGGAGAGUUUCUCGUAUGUCCCAUUCGGGUUUUCAAUCUGAGGGUGAAAUUUCAGCUGCCCAACUUUAGUUCCAGGAAUGCGGAGGAUAGUGCCACCUGUCCAUGCCAUAGGAGAAGUGAAAUUUACCCCAGCCCUGAGGAGGAUAUGUGGAAUUAAAAUCUCCCUGCCCAACACUGGCUUCUCCCCCAAAAUGGUCUCUGGUUGGAAUUGAACUGUGUUGGACUGGGGCUGGGGCUCAGUGGUGGAGCAUUUGCCACCAUGCAUGAGAAGCAGAGUUCAACCCCCAGUAUCUUAAAAAAGAGAGUUUGAACUGCUAGAAUCUCAUAUGUGAGGUGCUUUAUCCAUCUUUCAUGCCCUUCCAAGCAUGGAUUCAAAGAUACACCUUUGGAUGAUGGGCCUGGCUUGGUCACUUGACUAGGGAGUGACUAACAUAGGGGAAAUGGGGACAGCUGACCCCAUGGAAGAACUGAACUAAGAAUGAAACUGAUUUGCAAUUGUAGGCUGGGCAGAAAGAAGGGGAAACCCAAACCUGGGUCUAGGUUCCUCUUUCUGCCAAGUGAGGGUUUCCUGUAGUCACUCCCUGUCCUUCCUCCGGCUACUCCCACCACUAAGCAGACCAGCUUUAGAAAACAUAUCUGCUUACACCACCAUUGUGCCUGACUGCCUUGAGUGGCCAUUCGUCCUUGCAUGCUUAUCUAUGAUUGGUCCCCUACAACUCAUUUCAUUUGCUGUUUUUCUCUGAAGUUUUUUUGUUUUUAUAGUACUAGGGAUUAAACCAGGAGUGCCAAUGCUGUACUACUGAGCUACAUCCCCAGCACUUAUUUUAUUUUUUAUUUUGAGUCAGGGUCUUUCUAAAUUGCCCAGGUUGGACUUGAACUUGCAAUCUUCCUGCCUUAGCCUCCUGAGUCACUGGGGUUACAGAUAUGUUCUACCACACCCAGCUCUCUAAAAUUUCUAAGAUCAGGUUUAGUAACAGUGCUAAGGUCUAGAAAAAAUGUUGUGAAGGCAAAAUAUGAAUGAUUUUUGGAAAGAAGCGGUCAGAGAACCUCAUGGACCAAGUAAAUGAGGGAUUAAAAAAAUACAUCCCUUGUGAACUUCUUGAUCCUCUUCCCUAGGUCUGUUCUCACACCCAAGAGCCAAGUCCUAAAGUUUCACUGGGGGAAAAGGGGGAGGAAAUAGGGAUAAACUACAUACAGAUACUAGCCAUGAGCCUGCUGGAUGUUAGGAAGAUUGGGUAGGAAGGAGAGAGGCAAAUUCUUUGGGGAAAAAGAGACCCUUCGAUUCCCAUUCUUCUAUUCUUGACAUUGCUUCUACAACCACAUUAGAUGAGGGGAUCUCUCCAAGUUAAACUGUUUAGGAAAAAGGAAUUCUUGCUCUCAUUUUAGUUCCCUACCACUCACUGUCAUGAAUGUUUUCUAUAGAUGUAGCCUAUAGUUAUCUAGUCUCUUCUUGGAGGAAAAAGUAUUCUAUUGGAGUCAGGGAAAGUGCACUUACUGUCAUUCCCAGCAUCUCCUAGGUGGUGAGAUUAGGGAACCUAGUUCUCAGGUUUUCUGUCCUCCAGAUAGACUUCACUCUCCAAAACUCCAAACCUGGUCAUCAGAGUCACCCAUUGCCACAAAUAUUGAAAGUCUGAGUUAAAUUUUUAUUUUCUCCUUAUGAGUCUCCAUUUUUGUAUUGUUUAUUUUAUCAGCAUUUUUCUUUUUCUCUCUUCCUUAUCACUCCCACAUAAUGAGGAAAAAAACAAAAGCAAGAAUGACAUAAUGUGUCCCAACAUGCCAAUCAUCUGUGGUUCCCAGGGGAACCAGAAAAUGAAGGGAGACACUGGAGAGAGGAAUGGCAGGUGAGGGGAAGCAAAAAAGAAAUGUCAGCUACCUUGGGAGACAAGAACUGGGCAUUGGGUCCUAGGGUUUUCAGUCCCCAAAUUUAGCGGCUUUCAGUUCUCCAGCAACUGCUAGGAUAUCCAAGAUCACAAGAUUGGGGGCAUGAGCCUGGCUUUGAAACCAGACUGAUCUGGAUUCAAGUUCUCUAUCCCUUUUUGGGCAAGACACAAGUUUUCUGAGUGCCAAUUUUCUCAUCCGUAAACUAGAACUGUUAAAUGGGUAAGGUAGAUAUAUGAAAAAUGCAGGUCAGUCAAUAAAUGGCUGCUAUGCCUGCUAUUACCAGUGUGGCUCAGAGGGCAAUGAAUAGUAAGUUCACAUGGAGUUUACGGGGCUGAGCCCAGUUUGAGAGUUAAUGCACAAAGUAAAUCAUUUUCACUUAGUUUCAGUCCACACACUUGAUCAGGCCACAAGCUGUGCUCAUACCUCUUCAAAGGAAAGAGUGUGCCAGCUAUAAAGAGGGAGAAAACACUAUUCCUGGUCUUCAAGAAUUUCAAAACUUAACACAAAGUCAGGCUUCCCACUAGAAAAACAAAGCAUA